AUGAAUUCGCCGAUCUCCAGCAGUGCCUCGAUUUCUGAGCUCCACAUCCCGUCACAGUCCGACACAGCGCUUGAAGUUCAACUUGACUUGGAGAGGAAGAGUAGCAUCAGUCGGCUGAAGGAGUUCUACUUGCGAAGGCUCUCGCAAAGCGAAACUGCUGCGGUUUCACGGCUACGGGCGAAGUCGACAACUUUCUCUAGCCCACGACGGUCGCCAAGGAUCCUGCCUCGUGAGACCGAAUGGGAGGUGGCAAGCAGCAAAGGCUUCAGCAAGGCCUCUGAGACCGGCUCGAGUGUGCAGACAUCUCCGUCUUCGAAUCCACAAGAGUGUACCAAAGCUGUACCUCGCAAGAGUAUUGCAGACCUGGAUGCGAAGCUUGUGACCGUGAUGGCCGCCCUGGAGAGCAGGAUUCUGGAGUGCCUCGAGCCGAACGCGAUGCGUCAUCUGAAGCAGCUGAGGCACCACGUUGAAACGGCAUUGCGCUGGACCACGCCAGACGUCAGCUUCAUCGGGGAGGAAACUGCCCAACAGGUGAAGCAAUUGAACGGAACGGCCCGUGUUUUGGCCCCUGGCGUGUACGUGUUUUCCAAGCGUGCCGAGCACCUGAUCGUCCAGAAGGAGAGAUAUCUGAAAAAGAUUGCCAAGAAAUUGAUCGUCAACGAGGCUUGCAUUGGGGCUCUCGGGGCCAACAACUUGAGCUGGAGAGUGCCUCCGUCCCAGUACAAUCCGGCGUCCACCAUCGUUAGUGAACUGGACAGCGAGUGUGGCACGGCCACCGUCUACGCCGACACAGUCGUCACAUGGGACGGCCCAGACGUCGGCAACAUGCAAGAGGUGAACGAGUACCUCGCAUUGAAGACUGAAGAUGAGCAGCGGCGCUGGUUUUAUUCGCAGUGCCUCGCCGCAAAGAUGAAUGCAGCAGACCAGGCAAAAGCAAGAAAGACUUUGGUCUCUGACCUUUACCUGAAAGUGAAGCUGGGGUCCUACGAGCGCGGGCAGGAUUUUCUGGCCAGGGCCAAUGUGCCGGACAAGUUGGCGAAGGAUUUAGCAGAUCCGUAUUGUGAUCCUUCGGUGAGACUCUGCGUGACACGCCUGCUUGGGUUUAUCGCAGGACGAAGCGCUGCAUCGGCACAACUUCUUCUCGUUAGUCACGAGGCACCGUUUCCACAGUCGAUUGCUGGCAUGCUCGAUAGCAAAGACGUUUCGGAGAGGCUUUGUGCCAUCAACGCUUGGGCCACCGCUUCGCUGCAGUCUGAGGGCCUCAGCUUCUUCCUGAGGUGGACGCCGUUGCUGCAGGAGAUGGUGUCACUCGUCGGCGCAACGCAGAAUGAAGUGGCCAAGGCGGCCAUGGAUGCCUGGGCCACGAUUCUUCAGGAUCGACCGCCCGUCACUGAUAGCAUUGAUGAGGCAGCUGUAGCCAUAGCCAUGGGGUUCACGAAGAAGGUUGCUCAGGAGCCCGCGGAUUGGCAGCAGUUCUACGUGAACUAUGAGGAACUGAAGCAGGCCGUGAUCAACAUGGCCGAGGAGGAAGAAGAUCCGUCUUCUGGACGAGGCCGCCUCAUGACAGCAGACAUGUUGGAUGACACUACAAAAAUGGGGCGCUUUCAGGGCAUGCUCCGUGCAGAGCUGAACAAGGUGAAUGACUUUGCUUGCGUGAAGCACGAGGACAUCUUCCUCGGCCUCCGGAAGGUCUGCGCUCAGUGCAAGAAGCUGCAACCAGAGGAAAUAGAGAACAAGGCCGCCAACAUUCGAGAGCUUGGCGAGCAAAUUGUCCACUUAGAUUCGUUUGUACGGCUGAACUACGUGGGUUUCCAGACGCUUACUGAGAAGUUCGACGACCUCCUGGGCACAGCUGGCAGUGCGCUCUUUGUGUCCGGUCUUCACUGCGAGCCUUUCUGUAACAUUCGCUUCGAUGACAUUUUGAUCCUCCUGGGCUUGGCCUGGGCGCUCUGGCGCACGGCACAGUCCACAGAGCAAAGCAAGGAUGCCACGUGGAAGCCGCCCGAGAGCUUUAUCCGGAAUACGUCGAAAUACUGGGUAGCACCCGAGAAUGUGGUCCUGUUGAAGACCCGCAUCGUCGAACACCUGCCGUAUCUAAUCUUCGGCGCAUCUCAAACAGAGCAAGAAAAGCUUCUGGAGCCUUUCGCGCUCUUGGAUCUGGAGUAUGAUGGCCUUGAUGACCAGAAGGCUCUCAGCGCCUACUCGGGCACGAUGGAGGAGUCGCAGCUUCUCAGCUCAGUGUACUUCGACAGUCCGGAGGCAACCAGUUACCAGGAGCGGAUCCGCCGUGAAGAGGGGGCUCGAUUGGUCAGGUUUCGAUGGUAUGGAGAGAAUAGCCAGGAGCCUGACAAGGAGAUCUACGUGGAGCGAAAGAUCCACCACGAGGGCUGGGGUGGCAAGAAGUCAGCAAAAGAACGCUGCGUUAUUCCCCAGGAGGACAUCUUCGAUUUCAUGAAAGGCAAGUUUGACAUUGACGGGUACUUCAAGCAGCUCGAGGAGCAGGGAAUGUAUUCAGAAAAGGCCCGGAAGAACAUGAAGGGCAUCGCUGUUGAGGUGAACAAGCUGAUCCAAGACAAGAAACUGCAGCCCAUCAUCCGUACUUCGUAUUACAGAUGUGCCUUUCAGCUUGCGACGGACAACAAAGUCCGCAUUUCCCUCGACACGCAGAUGUCUCUUCUAAAUGAGUACAUGGCAGGAGGACACCAGAACAAACCCUGGUGCCAUAUAGCAUCAGACAGCCUGCAGCGUGACGACGUCUAUCGCUUCCCGUAUGCAAUUCUCGAAAUCAAGCUGCAGGACGUGUCAGAGGCUCCCCUGUGGCUCCGGCAGACACUCAACGACAUCAGCGCGAUCCAAGUUCACAAAUUCUCCAAGUUUCAGCAUGCGAUGGCCUUCCUGCACCCACAGCGAGUACCCAUACUGCCGCACUGGCACAAAGAUUUCCAGGAGUGGCAGAACAAGAAGGACGACGCCGAAGCCAAUUUUCGACGCCGGCAGAAGCUAAGCUCAAAGGAGCGAAUCAAGAUGACUCAGGGCUCUUCCUUCACGGAGCUGGACCUCACCGUGCCGGCGGUGGAGAAGGUCGUCGCCCCUCAUGGAGAGGGCCAUUUCCUGAAGGAUAUGGAAAACCUGGACCCCAAAGCAGUCUUCGCAAACGAGCGGACUUUGUUGCACUAUGCGGAGAAGGGCAUGUACGUUGCUGCUGUGGCAGUCGUCGCCAUGAACCAUCACAGUCGGGACGUCAAGAUCUUCGGCCUCGUCCUCUCCGCAUUAACCGCCGCAUACUAUGUGUGGAUUCUGGUUGCCUAUUUUCAGCGGCUCUCGGAGAUCACCGGGCGCUCCAAAGUGGUCAAGAACCGCGAAGCUCGCCUGGAUUGGGAAGCUGGACCAUGGCUGGCCGCCGGCAUGGUCUUGGUGGUGCUUGUCUACACCUUGAGCAAGGCCUGGACGGGAGCCACCACGCACCACUACCAGUAA
Symbiodinium sp. CCMP2456 is the source of this 3477-nucleotide messenger RNA. The record is from the annotation of a GenBank genome assembly. Lineage: Eukaryota; Dinophyceae; Suessiales; Symbiodiniaceae.